AUGAACUGUGUCCUUGCUGCCAUCAGUAACACUUCUCUUAAAAAGAAUGUUAAAUUGAGGAACACCUGCAGUGUUUGUGUGGUCGAUUCUAAUGGGUUAUAUAAUGUAUCUUCUUUUCUCCAGGAAAAUGCCCUUGCUUCAGAUAAUGUCUUUGUUUCUUUCUUCAAUGAUUUUCUGAGUCUGCCGUGUUUCCCAGAGUCCCUGUGGUUUAACCAGCACACUGGGCUGUUUGAGAUGGACAGUGGACAAGCUCAGUCCGUGUCCCAAAACAUUCGAUUAGGUCUGCUACACCUUCUGAGCACCAGUGACCCCAGUGACCUCAUCCAAACUCCUCUGAUAGACAAUGGAUACACAGUGUGUUGUUUGGACCCAGAACAAGGCAAUAAGUGGGUCCUGAGAGAGAGGCUGCCCUUCUUCCUCAAAAGUGAUUUCUACUUUGAAUACAGGUUUGCUAAAUUGUUACUACAGUGGGAGCCAAAAUGUAGAGUUCAAAGAAAGGUGAUCAGAUCUGCACAAAGUGAAAGAAGAAAUGGCUCAUUUCCACACCUUGCAAAAUCUAGCGAAAAUAUUCGCCGUUCUGCUAGCUGCUUUGAGUUGGACCAUCCUCACCCCAUCUCUCCUUCCUCGCAAGAUCCUAGCCACAACCUCACAGACCCCUUAUCCAACACUUGUGAAGAAUCCUGCAUCAACAACUCUACUAAAUUUGAGCUGGAGUGCCUGGCUGCCACAUUGGUCAAACAGGUGCUUAAUGCAGCCAUAAGAAUAAUGGGUGGACACAACCCAGCAAAUACUUCUACAAGUUGUAAUAAGUCAGAGGAACAGCAGAUAGAUGACCCUCCUGCUAUAGACUGUUCCGCCAAGAGUAAAGUUCAACUGAGGUCACCUGCCAAAGACUGUGGUCCACAGGAGAGGGAUGACCAUAGCAGAAAGGCCAGUAAUGAGAUGGGAGCCAGGCAGGGCCUGUGGAAGAAUGGGCAUGGCAACUGUGGGAAAAGAUGGAGUUUGUUUAAGGAGUUUUUAAAAGGGACACCGGGAGAGAGACUGCUGCACCUGUGGAUGGAUAUAGAGAGGAUGAAGGUGACAGAGGUGUGGGAACGCAAGAACAGGUGUCUGGCCCUAAUGAGAAGCAGGUACCUCAUGAGCAGCAGCCAGACCUGUUUGAACUUGGAGCUUCUCACUACGCUGGGCCUCAGUACCUCCUCCUGCUGGACACAGGAGAAACUACAGACAGUCCUGCCGCAAAUCACUCGCACUCUGCUCUUCUACUGGGCUGCACGGUUUUGGACAUCCCGUAUAGCUUAUGAGGACAUGGAUGAUACCCAAAAUGCAACAAUGUGGACAUAUUUUAAUUCCACAUCUACCAUUCAGACAAGCCUGUACCGAAAUGAAACUGAUCCUCAAUACACUCCUAAUCCACACCUGUCCACUUCCCCUUACACACAUUAUGAGUUUUGUCCCAGCAGAGGACCCUUACUGGCCACUGCACAAAUGGAGAGGAUGAUCCAAGCUCUUUAUGUUGAAAAUGGUGCUGGUUUAUACUUUACACACUUCUGUGAACAAUCAGGGAAUCAGUUGUGGGUGAAUGCUAUUUACUUUUGGAGCGACCUUCAAAACUACCUUGAACUGUUUUACCAAGAUGGACUGGACCCAUACAGAGUUCAAAGGGAGGCUCAGUUGAUCUACGCCACCUUCCUGUGCAGCUCGGCCCGGAGGAGCCUGGGCAUCCAUGAGGACAUGAGGAGGAAAGUGUAUGAGAGACUGAUGCCUGCCUUUGAGGAGCUGUUUGACAACAUAGAGGAACAUGCUUUAAAUAUCCUACUAGAGCCAUGGACAAUACUGGUCAACAGAGAUGAGGAGUCCUAUCAACAGGUCCCAGUGCAGGAGGAGACUCGUCGUUUAGACACUCAGGAGUACAGAGAGCUGCAGAGUCUGUAUGAAGAAUCAGGCAGCCGACUCAAACAGGAGCAAAGCGAAUCGGUGGUUUCUGCUCCUGAGUAUUCGUCCACACUCAAAGUCCCACAGUUGUCUGAAUCCUGGUCCAAAGUAUCUUCAGAUUACAAAGGCUACAGAUUAGGUUCACUACUGCGACACAGACAUGAGGUCGGACACUUCAUGAAGUUCCUCCAAAACCAUGGUGCAGACAUCCACCUGUCGUGCUGGCUGGACUUGGAGCAGUAUCGCAGGACUCCUCAGACAGAUACAGCCCUCAGACAACAGAGGUCAGCUCACCUCGUCAACAGAUACCUCAACAAGAAGUAUUUCUUUGGAUCAGACAGCCCCGCCUCCAUCAACCAACAGCAUGAGAUACUGCGUUUGACUGGAGGCUUGGAGAGGUUAAAGCUAGACUGUCUGUCGAACGCUGCUGUCAUGGAGAUCCAGGACAUUGUCAGGAGCCACAUAGAGACAACAUGGCUGCCUGACUUCCUGUCCACAGCUGAGUUCAUACAGAGGCAGAAGGACAAGCCAAAGUUUGCGACUUCUGACCUGAGUGUUGGUGUUGUCCUGUCUGUGCAGCCUCACGCAACGAGCAGGGUCUUUAAGAAUCGCAAAGGACGGCAUCGACGCAAAGCAAGGAGAGAAGUCUGGCAGUCUGAAGGCCUGUGGAUGUGCUCGUCCAAAGAGAUCCUGUCUUUUCGGAGGGUCCUUCUCGACCCUGCUUCCUGUCUGCAGUUCCAGCACUUUGUCUCUCUGAAGGGGGACUUCUUAGAGAACGAUGUGCUCUUUUGGCUCGAGGUGCAGAGAUACAAGGACCUGUGUCACUCACACAGCGAUCAGGCCACCAUUGAGAAGAAGAUCUCAACCAUCAUCAGCGUCUUCAUCAACUCCUCUGUUCCUCCAGCUCUGCAGAUCGACAUCCCACAUGACCAGGCUCAGACUAUCCUGGAGAACCGCCACAAACUGGGACCUUACAUCUUCAGAGAGGCUCAGACGUCAGUUUUUAGUGAGCUGUUGAGGUUCUGGCCCGAGUUUCAGGAUCUCCGGAGCAGUUUUCGAGAAGAACAGCUGCUGCCACUGCUGGAGCAGAAAAGACUCAAACACCGAGCCAGAGUUCGACGACAGAGACGCAGAGAGGAGGAAGAGGAGGAGAAGGAGAGGAGGGCACUGGAAGAGCAGCAAAAGCAAGAGUCCAGCCUCAGAGAUGAGGAUGAGGAGGAUAAUGAUGAAGACUUUUCAGAUGAAGAGAAAAGUGGCUACAGAGAGACUAAAACCCAGAGCAGGUUGCAGUUCACUCCAGCUCAGGCUUUAACAUGGUCCUACUCUAAGUACAUGGCAGCUCUGAAGAGAGAGGAGAUCCUGUUGAAGAGGAAGAAUCAGCUGGAUGCCUCCUCCACUAUUUCAGACUCCUCCUGUAGUGUGAGAUCAGCUGGGACAGUCCCGAGUCAAAAACAACUGUCACUCCGCUCCAGGACGAGCAGCCAGCAGCGCCACAGAUCCAGCAAGGGAGUGAAGCCUUUUAACAUUAAGUGACCCCAAAAAUAACACCAAAGAGCAACUGAUAAACAAAGAGAAAAGAGUCUCCAGAGUUGUUGAAACGAAUGAGGACAUAGUUGUAUA
This is a messenger RNA of Periophthalmus magnuspinnatus, 3555 nucleotides long. RefSeq names its product regulator of G-protein signaling 22. The record is from RefSeq and is a predicted model, not a curated record. NCBI's taxonomy places the organism in Eukaryota, Metazoa, Chordata, Actinopteri, Gobiiformes, Gobiidae. Gene Ontology annotation, biological process: regulation of signal transduction. The transcript is spliced from 22 exons. Gene Ontology annotation, molecular function: G-protein alpha-subunit binding. The coding region runs from base 1 to 3468 and encodes 1155 amino acids.